This is a messenger RNA of Haemonchus placei, 369 nucleotides long. The record is from the annotation of a GenBank genome assembly. NCBI's taxonomy places the organism in Eukaryota, Metazoa, Nematoda, Chromadorea, Rhabditida, Trichostrongylidae.
AUACUACUACUGGUAGUGGUAAACAACUUUGGAGGAUCCGUCAAAGGAGGUCUGACCGACGUUGUUGUCGUCGUCUUUCUCCUCCGAGCAGUGGUCGUCCUCCUUGUGGUCGGCGUUGUUGUUGUGGACGUCGUCGACGUAGUUGUGGUGGUCGUCGUUGGCGUCGUCGUGGACGUUGUCGUCGGCGUCGUCGUUGCCAGUGUCGUCGUUGUCGGUGUCGUCGUUGUUGAAGUGGUUGUUGACGUAGUGGUUGUGGACGUUGUUGUUGUUGUUGACGUUGUUGGUGGACUCGUCGUGGUGGGUCUUGGGGUCGUCGUAGUGGUCACUUUGCGUUCUUCUUUUUCUGAAUCAUCAGCGGAGACUACCUGA